Myxocyprinus asiaticus (Chinese sucker) is the source of this 3658-nucleotide messenger RNA. RefSeq names its product calsequestrin-1-like. Bases 180 to 1451 code for a protein of 423 amino acids. Gene Ontology annotation, cellular component: sarcoplasmic reticulum lumen. Gene Ontology annotation, biological process: regulation of skeletal muscle contraction by regulation of release of sequestered calcium ion. NCBI's taxonomy places the organism in Eukaryota, Metazoa, Chordata, Actinopteri, Cypriniformes, Catostomidae. The record is from RefSeq and is a predicted model, not a curated record. Gene Ontology annotation, molecular function: calcium ion binding. The transcript has 12 exons.
GCAUCAGCUAGUCAGCUUGUGCAUGUGUGUUUUUAAAAGGGAGAGUGAAGAGCAAGUCUUGCUCUUCUCUGGGUGGCGGGCACAUGAAUUGGACCUUGUUCCUAAUAGUUUGACCUUAGUUGGGAACAAAGUAAAAUCAAGAAAUAUUUUAACUUUAUCAAGUGGGACAUCAAGGUGAAAUGAGUUGGUGUUUGGUGCUCAUGGGGGUUCUGCUGACGCUUGGUUCUCUGUGUUGGGGAGAGAAGGGCCUGGAGGUCCCUGAAUAUGAUGGGCAAGACCGUGUCCAUCAAAUGACCAACAAGAACUACAAGUCUGUGAUGAAGAAAUACGAUGUCAUGGUGAUCUACUUCCACAAACCUGUUGGCGAGGACCGCAUAUCCAGGAAGCAGUUUGAGGUGGAGAAACUUGCUUUGGAGUUGCUAACAAGCCCUGCCGCCCUGACCUAUCAGCUCGCCGCUCAGGUGCUGGAUGAUCUUGAGGAUGAGGACAUUGGAUUCGGCCUGGUGGAUUCAAAGAAAGACAUUGCUGUUGCUAAGAAUCUGGGUCUGAAUGAGGUGGACAGCAUCUACAUCUUUGCUGAUAACGAGAUCAUUGAGUAUGAUGGAGAGCUGGCGGCUGACACACUGGUGGAAUUUCUCUAUGACGUGAUUGAGGAACCUGUGGAGAUCAUCAAUAAUGAGAGAGAGCUCAAAGGCUUUCAUAACAUCGAGGAGGAUAUUAAACUGAUGGGGUUUUUCAAAAGCGAGAAAUCUCCACACUUCAUUGAGUAUGAUGAUGCAGCUGAGGAAUUCCACCCCUUCAUCAAGUUCUUUGCCACAUUUGAACCAAAGAUUGCUAAGAAAUUAAACCUAAAGUUGAAUGAGGUGGAUUUCUACGAGCCCUUCAUGAGUGAACCAGUCACCAUCCCCGGCAAACCCUACACUGAAGACGACCUCAUAAACUACAUCGAGGAACACAACAGACCUACUCUGAGGAAAAUGGAGCCCCACAGCAUGUAUGAGAUCUGGGAAGAUGAUAUUAAAGGACAACACAUUGUUGCCUUUGCAGAGGAGUCCGACCCUGACGGUUAUGAGUUCCUGGAGAUUCUGAAGGAAGUGGCUCAAGAAAACACUGAGAACCCAAACCUGAGCAUCAUCUGGAUUGAUCCCGACGACUUCCCACUGCUGGUGCCAUACUGGGAGAAGACCUUCGGCAUUGACCUCUCGUCUCCUCAGAUCGGCGUAGUGGAUGUGGAGGAUGCUGACAGUGUGUGGAUGGAGAUGGAUGAUGAGGAGGAUAUGCCCACUGCUGAAGAGCUCGACACCUGGAUCGAAGAUGUAAUAGAAGGAAAAAUCGAUCCUGAUGAUGAUGAUGAUGAUGAUGACGAUGAAGACAAUAAUGAUGAUGAUGACGACGAUGAUGAUGACGACGAUGAUGAUGAUGACAACAAUGAUGACAAUGAAGAUGAGUAAAUUCUUGUCUCAGUCUCAGACAUUACUUCAUCGUUAUGUGCACACAUCCACGACAUUCAUCAGCGUCAGUUUCGUUUAGAACACGUCGAUCUCUUCAUGUCAUCAUCACGAACUGAACUCUCAUUGACUCGUCUGACACAGUGUCUCAUUAUUUAACUUACCGGCAUGGUCAUUGGACACCAGUAUGCCAACUCAUACGUCAGGAACAAAACAUCAUAUCGGGGAUAGACACUGUACUUUUCUGUCCUUAUACUUGGACUACUUGAUUGUGAUAAAUGUGUGUGUGUGAGCAAAAGAAGCAGGGGCUUGCUAAACAAUACAACCUUGUUACAAUAACCUGUUUUGUUAAUAGUUUUUAUUUUUAUUAUUUGCAUUUAUGAGAGCAGAGUAAAUGAUGCUCACUGGAAAGUCUUAACCUUCCACCCUCUGGAAUGUCUAAAGAAAAAUGUAAAGGAAAAAAUACAACGAGAAAAGACAGAGAAACAAAUUGUCAAUGAGUCAUCUUUUUUGUGAGUUUGGGAUUACUGAAGACUGCAUGUGCAGUGUGACAGAAUGUGUUAUUACAGUUUCAGGAUUUUCUCAGUAGCAAAAUAAUGCAUUCACUGGCUUUGUAUAAGCUCCACAGACUCCAAUACAGACUACAUUUACAUGGACACAAGAAAGUGGCUAAUUGCAAUGUUCUGACUGAGUAAAUAGGCUCACUGACAAAGCAUACUCUCUCUCACCAGAAACUCACUCAUAACACAAAAGACAGUGAUUUCAUAAAUGUGUAAUUUCACAGGUAUGAAUCAAAUUCUCGCUCAGUACUCAGGUUUAGAAUGUCAAGCAGAGUGAUACAAACAGUAAAGCUGACGUAGGAUUACUACUGGCAAGGAUAGUUGGGAGCAUAAAUACUGUUCAGAUGUACAACAGUUUUGAACCAGGUGUUUGAAACCAAAAUUAAUAACCACUGCUAGAGAAAACAAGCAUUUGUGCAAUUGGACUUUUGGCUCAAACACUUAUGGGAACACUUUACAAUAAAGUUCCAUUCGUUAACAUUAGUUAAAGUAUUAGGUAUCAUGAACUAACAAUUUUAACAAUAUAUUGUUUACAGCAUUUAUAAAUCUUUAUUAAUGUUAGUUAAUAAAGAUACAUUAGUGCAUUAACUUAUGUUAAGUAAUGCAACUUUGGAUUUUAAAAAUGUAUUAGUAUGUUGAAAUUAACAUUAACCAAGAUUAAUUAGUACUGUAAAAUUAUUGCUCAUUGUUAGUUCGUGUCAACUAAUAUAGUUAACUAAUGUUAACAACUGGAACCUUAUUGUAAAGUCUUACCAAACUUACCAUUACUGAGAUACAGCCCUUCCGCAUGUGACGACUAGCCCCAGUCUCCCCGAUAGGGUGCAACAUCCUCCACGGUCACAGGACAUACGUGGCACAUCUGACAAACAACAGUAGCUAGAGGAAGUUAUAUGCCCUCUUUGUUUUCACAUUAAAUAUUUGCAAUUUUAUUUAUGUUUAUUUUGUCUGUAUUUCAUUUACCUACUGUUUCUACAUGAAACAUGACAUACCAAAACCUGUUCCCAAAUCCAGUUCAAAUCCUGCUAAACACACACACAACACAUAACUGCUUUUCAUUUUGGUAUGCGAGUAGUGCUUUAUAUUGGUGGUUUCCAUGUGUUUAGCCAAAUGACAUUGAAAAAACACUUCAGUAACAUCACUAAACCAAAUUACAACAUUAUUGGGUCUUACAAAUGCUUUAAAAGAGCAGAAUUAGAAACAAAUACAGUUUUUCUUUGUUUACUACUGAGGAUGUCAUUUAAUAGUGUUUCCUUUGGUAACUUAUGUUAAGAUGCAAUUUGAGUGAAUGCAAUAUGUUAAUGUUGUUUAAUCUUACAUUUAAAAAUGUAUAUUUUAAGCUGUGAAUAGUCACCUUCUCUUUUUAUUUUUUCACAUUUUGAAUCACCUUUUAACUUUAAGCAGUUCACUUACAGUACAUAUUAGAGGUAGACCGAUAUAUCCGAUAGUUGCUUUUUGGAACUAUCGUUAUAAUCAUAAAUGAAUGGCAAUAGUUGACAAUAGUUUUUUCAUCAUUUCGUCAUUUCAAAAUAAGAGUCCCCAGUGUUUUUGGGCUUGUUUAUCCUUAGAAGUCCCACGUUAUGCACCAAAUAAUUUUUUGGGGGUUAUUUUGAGGAUUUUGGUUGAACAAUAAACUGCAUCUGGGUUUAUUCA